Messenger RNA from Cadophora gregata, 372 nucleotides. RefSeq lists its product as uncharacterized. NCBI's taxonomy places the organism in Eukaryota, Fungi, Ascomycota, Leotiomycetes, Helotiales, Ploettnerulaceae. The record is from RefSeq and is a predicted model, not a curated record. Bases 1 to 372 code for a protein of 123 amino acids. The transcript has 2 exons.
AUGAGGGUGAGGCUGCUCUCUCGAGGCAGAUUGACGCCUGGAGGGAGUCUUACUGAGAGCUGUGCGAAAAAUACCAAACGUAUAAAGACUCUCCAUCACUCUGGCCUGUGCAAUCUUCUCCCCUCUAACUUAAGGGUCAGGCAAAAGGCACUCUCCCGCAUGUCUUCAUCCAAAGACAACGCCAAGGAAGACAGCCUCGAGCGCGAACUAGGCUACGAAGAUACCACGCUGGAAGCAGGUCGACGCAGCAAGGAGAAACGCGACGAGGCGAAGGAGGAAAGGGAGCGUGAGCAGAAGGCCGAGAGACAGGAGCAGAUGAAGCAGGCAAUGCUCCAUGCUGCAAAACGCAGCAAGGAGAAGCGCAAGAGAUAG